CUGUUGUAAAUAUUUUAUAGUUGUUGAUCAGUUCAGUUGUUCAGUAUUCCAUCGGCUAUCAAAACCGGCUGUUGUCCGCAGUGUGGUUUGUUUCGUAUUUCUGUUUAGAGCAACAGACGAACCAUGAGGAUGUUCGCUCUAUCAACAGCGUUCUGCAACACCAUGCAGCUGUUGACGUUGCUAACAUUGUUGUUGUUUGCGGUAAGAUCGUCCAGCGAGGGACAGAAGCCACCAGUGAAACAAUUGAGUAUACUGGCGUUUUUACCGACCGAAGGCAAAAGUCAUUUCAUGGGCUUCAAACCGUUACUCGAAAAUCUUGUUUCCAGAGGACAUAAUGUCACACUGGUUGCACCGUUUCCACUGGACGGUGCUAAACGGCCGUAUCGUCACGUCAAAGUGGAGAAGACGAUGGCAGACUUCGACAUGCUGAAAGUGGCGAAAUACGUGAACCUCGUACCGACGCCGGUGCACUUGUGGUGGUUUGGGCCGCACAUCAGCGAGACGAGCUUGGACAAACCGUCGGUGGCGGACUUCAUCAGGACCGACCGGUCGUCGUUCGACUUGGUGAUGUUCGAAAACUUCUUCCACGAGUGUUUCGUGGCCAUCGGACACAAGUACGGCGCCCCCGUGGUGCAGCUGCUGCCGUUCUCCGCCAACUCGAGGGUGUCGCAGUGGCAGAGCAACCCGUACAACCCCGCCUAUAUACCGGACCUGGUCAGCACGUUCGGGUCGAACAUGACGUUCGCGCAGCGCACCACCAACGCGGUGUCCGCGUUCUUCUACACGACCGUCUCCCGGCUGGUGUACAUGCCCCGGCAGCGGGCCGUUGCCGAAAAACACUUCGUUUACCCGGGACACGAAAGCCGGCCCGAUCUCAUCGACAUGCUCCGGAACGUAUCGCUGACGCUGGUCAACAGUCACCCGGUCGUCGGUUCGGCCGUGCCGAUGGUGCCCAGCUACGUACACGUGGCCGGCAUGCACUGCGUGCCCGCCGGUCCGUUGCCUGAAGACCUGAAGCAGAUAAUGGAUAAUUCUAAAGAAGGUGUAGUCUAUUUCAGUUUAGGAUCAGUGGUAAAAUCAUCCAAAAUGCCCAAGGAAACAGUGUCACUAUUACUGUCAGAACUCUCGAAAAUCGAACAGACUGUCCUAUGGAAAUGGGAAGCGGAAGACGUACCGCAACUACCCAAGAAUGUCAUCAUUCGAAAAUGGUUUCCCCAAAAUGACAUACUAGGUCAUCCAAAUUGCAAAUUAUUCAUCACGCACGGUGGAGUACAAAGCACCACCGAGUCCGUCUACCACGGAGUGCCCAUGUUAGCCAUACCCGUUUUUGGUGACCAAAAGGGUAAUUCACUACGUGCACAGUACAGAGGCAUAGCUAUACAAGUGCCGUACUUUGAAUUGACACACGAAGCGUUUGGCAGUGCACUGCACAAGCUGCUCAUCGAUCCAACGUACCGGGAAAACGCCAAAAAGUCGUCGGUCCUGUUCAGGGACAACCCGUUGCCGCCGCUGGAAAAGGCUGUAUUUUGGAUCGAGUACGUUGCCAGGCACGGCGGUGCGAAACAUCUACGGACGGCCGCCAACGACCUUUAUUGGUUCCAGUACAUGCUUUUGGACGUCCUGUUGCUGGUGUUAUUCGUGAUCGUAUUGAUGGUGUGGAUUACCAAAAAAAUGCUUUGUUGCGUGUUCAGCCGGUGUUGUCGUCGUGGCCGAAAUGUUGCCUCGCCGCCAGCAGCGGGGAAAAAAACACAGUGAUAUGAUAAUGAGCACAGCCCAAUAUGCAGUCGACUAUCGUUCCGCUCGAAGUUCAAAAAGAAAAAAAAUCGAGUUAGUAAUUAAAAAUGUCAGUGUCAAAAAAAAAAUCAAUCUAUAUAUAUAUAUAUAUUAUAAUCUAUAAAUAGUAUACCGCGUUAUGCUGAAGAAUAAUUUUUAAUAUUCGAAAUAAUAUUGAAAGUCGACUUAU
Molecule: messenger RNA, 1963 nt
Organism: Rhopalosiphum padi (bird cherry-oat aphid)
Lineage: Eukaryota; Metazoa; Arthropoda; Insecta; Hemiptera; Aphididae
Product: UDP-glycosyltransferase UGT5-like
Exons: 6
Coding region: 124-1755 (543 amino acids)
Molecular function (GO): UDP-glycosyltransferase activity
Source: RefSeq, a predicted model, not a curated record